Molecule: messenger RNA, 2281 nt
Organism: Octopus bimaculoides (California two-spot octopus)
Lineage: Eukaryota; Metazoa; Mollusca; Cephalopoda; Octopoda; Octopodidae
Biological process (GO): regulation of gene expression
Cellular component (GO): nucleus
Source: RefSeq, a predicted model, not a curated record
AGAACUAGAUAGAUAGAUAGAUAUUGUUAAACACAUACAGAUGAACAUGAAGCAGGCGUCACCUCCACGCAUGCCUAGUUAAAGAAAGAUUUCCGGUUCUGUUUUGAAACCUUGUUGCUCGGUUGUUUUCCAUUCCCCGAUUUACGGCUAUAUCAAUAUUAUCCCUUUAAAAUAUUUCCAUUAUCAAAUGACGUUUGUGAUUGAUUAAUGGAUAGUUUCAUCAGAUACAUUAUGUCAUCAAUGUUUAUCAUCUUUUGAAGACAAAAACAAAAUGUUUUACAAAAUUAAUACAGUCCUGUCUGUAUAAUUAUCUGCUGAAUUACAGCGAAAUAUUUCUUCUGAGUGGUGAUUAAUUAGCAACAUAUUUUUCUCGGAAUAUUUAAAUGGUAAACUAAACUUGGACAAAUUUAAAAAAGGAGUUUUCAACCCCUUCAAAUAUCUAUGAAUAUCAGACUUGAUGGAAAUAUAAUAACAGAAGUAUCUGUUAUUAAUAAUAUAUAUAUAUCUGAGAAGGGAAAAAUGAACAUACGUACAUUUUAGUGAGAGAAGAAAAAUUAUGGAAAAUACAUUAUGUGAGAAGAAAGACGACUUUAAAACACUGUCUACAACUAUUGGUUUUCCUGAUGAUAUAAAGAAAGAGAAAAAGAAAACACCUUAUUGGUGUGACACCUGUGGUAAAUUGUUUGCUGAUAAAUGGCUUCUCACUAAUCACAAACGGGUUCAUACAGGAGACAAACCAUAUCACUGUGAUAUCUGUGGUAAAUCAUUCUCUCAAAAGAGUAAUUUAACUAUUCACGUACGCAUUCAUACAGGAGAGGAACCAUAUCAGUGUGAUAUAUGCGACAAAUCUUUCUCUGAGAAAGGGGGCCUCACUAUUCACAAACGCAUUCACACGGGAGAGAAACCACAUCACUGUGAUAUCUGUGGUAAGUCGUUCUCUCAAAGGAGUAAUUUAACUGUUCAUAUGCGCAUUCAUACUGGAGAGAAGCCAUUCCACUGUGAUAUUUGUGGUAAACCUUUUUCUGGAAGUGGUGACUUGACUAAACAUAAACGCACUCAUACAGGAGAGAAACCAUAUCGUUGUGAUAUCUGUGAUAAAUCUUUUUCUGGAAGCACUGACUUAACAAAACACAAACGCAUUCAUACAGGAGAGAAGCCGUAUCACUGUGAUGUCUGUUGUAAGUCCUUCUGUCAACUUAGUGAAUUAUCUAGUCACAAACGUAUUCAUACAGGAGAGAAACCAUAUCACUGUGAUAUUUGUGGUAAAUCUUUCUCUCACUCAAAAACCUUAACUACUCACAAAUAUAUUCAUACUGGAGAGAGACCCUAUCACUGUAAAAUCUGUGGUAAAUCAUUCUGUCAGUCAGGUCAGUUCGCUAUGCACAAACGUAUUCAUACAGGAGAGAGACCAUUUCAUUGUGGCAUCUGUGCUAAAUCCUUCACUGAAGAAGUUCACUUAACUACACACGCAUGUGUUAGUACAGAGUAAUGACUAUGUCAUUGUCAAAAUUCAUCAUCAUCGUUUACUGUCUGCCUUCCAUGCUGGCAUGGGUUGGACGGUUUGACAGGAGCUGACCAGGCAGAAGACUGCACCAAACUUCUGUGUCUAUUUUGGCAGGGUUUUUACAGCUGGAUACCCUUUCUAACACCAACCAUCCAACAGAGUAGACUGAAUGCUUUUACAUGGUAUAAGCAUAGACAAGGUCAGUUUUGGUAUGGUUUUUACAGCUGGAUGCCAACCACCUUACAGUGUGGACUGGAUGCUUUUUGUGUGGCACCAACACUGACAGGGUCACCAAGUAACUUGCAAGACAAAGAUCCUUUGGGAGAGUGGGGUGUUGAUCUUGUCAGAUGAUGAGGGUUAGAGCGUGGCAGAGAGGCAGAAACAGGUGUCUUUGUGUAGAGGACAGAAACAGGUGUGCUGCUGUAAAGGAGGUACAUGGCUAUCCAGCCUGAGGGAAAAGAAAGCAGGAGAGUCUAAGUUGUCAUAAAUGUUGCGUGGCAAAUGUACUGUUUAACCCGUUUGAUGCCAACCCCACUGAGACCACCCCUCAUUCUAUGAUACAAACUUCUUAGUUGAAGGGGUCUUAUUCUUGCCAGAUGCACAGUGACUUUACUGGUGCUGAUGUCAUGAAUAAAGCACCCAGCUGAAGAAACAAAACCAAAGCAGACAUUGGCGUUCAAAGCAGUCACUGGACCUGUUGGAUCCUGUCAAAUUGCCCAACCAUAACCACUAUUUUAUCUACAUUGGUGAGAUUACUGUAAUAUUUCUAAUAAAAUU